UUGUGUCAGCUUUGUUGGGAUGUGCCACGUACACAUUAGAUCGUCCAAUCUAACGAACAACGACCGUGACAGUUACGGUUCGGGUCAGUUUCCCGAAUCCGGUUCCUGUUUGUCUUACCACCUCGCAGACUUUCAUCAUCAAUGGCAAUGAUCAUGAAUCUCAUCAUUUUCAUUUCAUUUUCUUAGUGCCUAAAUUUUUUCUUCAAUUUACUGUCACUUUCCCUUACUCUAAAUCUUUCUUAAUACAAUUUUCUCAACCUUAUUAUCCAAUUUCUUUCAAUUGUAACUGAGCUGCUUUCAUUUUAACAAAAACCCAGCUCCGAUUUCUGCAUUCAUCGCCGACCGUGUUAUUCCAUUUUUGGAUUUUUUUUAAUGAUCAAAUGUCGUAUUGUGGGAAUUUUUUGAGGAUCCAUUGAGACAUUUUACCGAUCAAUUGGUGUGCAUUGGAAGUUAAACGAAGAGGGGGAACCGGAAGUUUUUUUUUUGUAUGCGAUUGAUAGAGAAACGGCGCCAUUAGAUGGCGCUGUUCAGACGAUUCUUCUAUCGGAAGCCGCCGGAUCGGCUUCUAGAGAUCUCUGAAAGGGUCUAUGUGUUUGAUUGUUGCUUCUCAACGGACGCAUUGGACGAAUAUGAGUACAAGACGUACAUGGGAGGUAUUGUAGCUCAGCUGCAGGAUCAUUAUCCAGAUGCUUCUUUCAUGGUUUUUAAUUUCAAAGAAGGAGAUCACAGGAGUCAAAUAUCAGAUAUAUUAACACAGUAUGAUAUGACUGUCAUGGAUUAUCCUCGGAAAUAUGAGGGGUGUCCUGUAUUGCCACUGGAGAUGAUCAAGCACUUCUUGCGAUCCAGUGAGAGUUGGCUUUCAAUCGAGGGCCAACAAAAUGUGCUAUUGAUGCACUGUGAGAGGGGUGGGUGGCCUGUACUUGCUUUCAUGCUUGCUGGUCUUCUUUUGUACAGAGAACAGUACACCGGCGAGCAGAAGACUCUUGACAUGGUAUACAGGCAAGCUCCUAGGGAACUUCUUUAUGUUUUAUCACCUCUGAAUCCACAGCCAUCUCAGCUUAGAUAUCUUCACUAUAUCACCAGAAGAAAUAUUGGCUUAGAUUGGCUGCCAUCAGAUAUACCUUUUGCUUUAGAUUGUAUUAUACUCAGGGUCCUUCCUCAAUUUGAUGGUGGGAGGGGCUGCCGACUGGUGGUUCGUGCCUAUGGUUUGGACCCUGCUUCACCGACAUCCAAUAGGAGUUCUAAACUCCUCUUUUCAACUUCAAACACAAAACAACAUGGUCGCCUCUACCGACAGGAAGAGUGUGCACUGGUGAAAAUAGAUAUCCAUUGUCGUGUUCAAGGAGAUGUUGUUCUUGAGUGCAUCCAUUUGGAAGAUGAUCUAGUUAGGGAAGUAAUGAUAUUCAGAGUUAUGUUUCACACGGCAUUUAUUCGCUCAAAUGUUUUGAUGUUAACUCGUGAUGAAGUUGAUGUCCCAUGGGAUGCAAAAGACCAAUUUUCUAGGGAGUUCAAAGCAGAGGUACUCUUUUCGGAUGCUGAUGCUCUUCCACAUAUUAUCACCUCUGAAGCACCAGAUGAAGAUGAUAAUGAGACUGAAGGUGCUUCACCGGACGAGUUCUUUGAGGUGGAAGAGAUAUUCACCAAUGCUGUUGAUGGACAGGAUGGAAGAGGGGAAUCUGAUGCCCAUUCAGUUCAGGACAGUAUGCAGGAUGAUGAAAACAUUGAAAUAUGGAAAGAAGAGUUGGAGCAUCAUGCCUUUCAAGACUGUGCAUUUGUUGAAGGUAAUCGCAAACUAGAAGGAAAUAUGGAUUCUACUCAGAAAGCAUCAAAAAAAAAUGAUUUAGGGGAUAAGGACAACUUGAUAAACUCCGAGGCUGUUAUUUCUGAUGUUUCUAGUCAUAAGGACUCAGAAGCAGAAACACCGGGGACAAGUGUCAUGUCAGAAGAAGGGGAGGAUAAGCAAUAUGUAGAAGGCACCUUUAGACAACAGAAGCAGGGUUCACAGUUGACUGUUGAUAUCAAUAACGGAAAGAAUGACAAGGCACCUUCAUCCCUAAAGAAACAACUAGCAUCCAACUCCAAACUUGCUGCAGAUGGGAUUGGACCUAAAAAUAAAUCUAAACAGAAAGAAUCUCUGGGAACUCUGUCGCGACUGGCAAAGCCAAAUGCAGUGUCUCGGUGGAUCCCUUCUAAUAAAGGUUCUUACACUAAUUCAAUGCAUGUGGCAUAUCCAGCAUCAAGGUAUAAGAGUGCUCCACCUGCGCUUGCUGUUACCAAGGAUUCUCAGUCUGGAUUAAAAUCAAAAUCGCCCUCUCCUCGAGCUUCCUCAGAAGCUAAAAUUCUAGCUGGGGCAGGUCAUAUUCCAAAGAAACGCUCUUCAUGUCCUGCAUCAUUAGACAUGUCAACAGUCAAGGAGGCACCUGUUGCAAUGACCUCUUCAUCAGAAUCAAUUGAGAGUCAGGCACUUGACCUUCAGGGAUCCCCUUCAAGUCCCCUACCUUCAUUUCCAUAUCCAAGUACUUUAUCACUUGAAUUGCCUCCUAUUCAGGAAGCAAGUACUAACAUGCCAGCUUCCGCAACGCCACCUGACUCUUCGCAGGAAGGCCAUAAUAUAACUGCUUCUUUGACCCACCACUUCUCCCCUCCUCCACCUCCACCCCCACCCCCACCUCCGCCUUCUCAAAUCCUAUCACUUAGUCAUAAUGUGAAAUCCUUAUCACCACCUCCACCUCCCCCUCCUCCUCCCCCUCCACCUCCACCUCCACCAUCAAACAGCUUGAGAAAGACUCAUAUAGGUAGCUCUCAUAGUCAAAAUGUCAAAUCUUUUUCACCACCACCCCCGCCUCCACCUCCGCCUUCCCCUCCAUUAUCAAAUGGCUUGAGAAUGGCUCAUAUGGGUAGCUCUCCUCCCCCACCUUUACCACCCACAUUUUCUACUGUACUGAGAGUUGAUAGGGUAUUGUCACCAACCCCCUCACCCACUUCUUUGCCAAGUGCGGCUUGUGCAACAUCCUCCUUGGUAGCAUUAACUCCGCCUCCACCUCCACCUCCACCUCCACAUGCACCCACUACACCAAAGCUAGAAAGGUUUGGGAUAUCCACUGUACCACCACCACCACCUCCUCCCCCUCCCCCUAUACCUGCAAUUUACAGUCCCCCUCCACCACCUCCGCCAUUUUCAAUUGUGCCUGGAGUUUCUUCUUUGCUAACAAUGAGUGCUCCAUCACCACCACCACUUCCUUCUUCACCUGAGCUUCCUUCUUUACUUGGUGCUUCAGCUUCACCUCCCCCACCACCUCCUAUGCAGGUUUAUCCUCCUUCACCACCUUCACAGAGUGAUUCACUUGUUCCAACCUCAACUCCUUCACUAAAUGCACCUUCCCCACCUUCGUCUCCACCAAGUUCACCUCUAUCUGCACCUUUACCUCCACCUCCACCUCCACCUCCACCUCCACCCCCACCUGUUUCAAGAAAUUCUCCGAUGUCAUUUCUGCCUCCACCUCCACCACCACCUCCCCCACCUCCACCUCCACCAAGAAAUGAUCCGACCCCAACUCAACCUCUAACUCCAACCCCACCCCCACCCCCACCUGUUUCAAGAAAUUCUCCGAUAUUAAUUCUGCCUCCACCUCCUCCACCCUUACCUCCUUCAAGAAAUGCUCCAGCACCAACUCCCCCUCCCCCACCCUUUUCGUACGAUACUCCACCUUCAAUUGCUUGUCCUCAUCCUCUUUCCACCCCAUCUUCUUUAUCUAGAGCACCACCACCACCGCCUCCUCCACCUCUUUUGCAUGUUGCACCUUUAUCAUCUCCUCCAUUGUUGGGAGCUCCACCGCCUUCUCCUCCUCCAUUACCAGGAGCUCCACCACCUCCUCCGGCUCCUCCUCCUCCACCUUGUGGCGGCCCUCCAGUUCCUCAACCCCCCUUCUAUGGCGGGCCACCAGCUCCUCCACCUCCCCCUUACGGCGGCCCACCAGCUCCUCCACCUCCCCCGGGUGGAGGCCCUCCAGCUCCUCCACCUCCCCCUGGUGGAGGGCCUCCACCACCUCCGCCUCCCCCUGGUGGUGGUCCUCCACCACCUCCUCCUCCUCCUGGCGGAGCACCCGCUCCUCCACCCCCUCCUGGAGGUGGAGGACUUGGUCCACCUCCUCCACCACCUCUAGGAGGUAGAGCACCAGGUCUACCUCCCCCCCCACCUCCUGGAGGCAGAGCACCGGGUCCACCUCCCCCCCCACCUCCCGGAGGCAGCGCACCUGGUCCACCUCCCCCACCUGGAGCUCCAAGAGCUCCAGGUGGUGGACCUCCCCCAGCACCACCAUUUGGCUCUAAACGACCUGGGGCAGCCAGUGGAGGACUUCCUGCUGGGAGAGCUCCAGCACUUUCACGGUCAAGAUCUAAUUUAAAACCAUUGCACUGGAGCAAGGUAACCAGGGCACUACAGGGAAGCCUAUGGGAGGAACUGCAGAGACAUGGAGGGCCUCAAGUUGCACCAGAGUUUGAUGUGUCAGAAAUUGAGAUUCUUUUCUCAGCCACUCCCAAGUCGAGUAGUGCGAGUAAAUCUGGAGCAAAGAAGAAGUCUGCUGAUUCAAAACCAGACAAGGUUCAUCUGGUUGAACUAAGAAGGGCAAACAAUACGGAGAUUAUGCUCACAAAGGUGAAAAUGCCACUUCCAGACAUGAUGGCAGCUGCACUGGCAAUGGAUGAGUCUAUUUUAGAUGCAGAUCAGGUGGAGAAUCUGAUAAAAUUUUGUCCUACGAAAGAUGAGAUGGAUCUUCUUAAGGGUUACACUGGUAACAAGGAGCUCCUGGGAAAGUGUGAACAGUUCUUUUUGGAGUUGAUGAAGGUGCCACGAGUAGAGUCGAAAUUAAGAGUGUUUCUUUUCAAGAUUCAGUUCAAGUCUCAGGUGACAGACUUCAAGAAAAGCUUAAACACUGUGAACUCAGCAUGCGAAGAGCAGGUCCGAAGCUCUUUAAAAUUGAAGGAGAUAUUGAAGAAAAUUUUGUUUCUAGGGAAUACAUUAAAUGAGGGAACUGCCAGAGGUUCUGCCAUUGGAUUUAAGUUGGACAGUCUUUUGAAGCUCACUGAUACACGUGCUACUAACAACAAGAUGACACUCAUGCAUUAUCUUUGUCAGGUUCUUGCUUCCAAGACACCAGCACUUUUAGACUUCCAUGAAGGUCUUGUAAGCAUGGAAGCUGCAUCAAAGAUUCAAUUGAAGUCUUUGGCAGAAGAAAUGCAGGCAAUCAUCAAGGGGCUGGAAAAAGUUAAGAAGGAACUAGAGUCAUCUGCGAAUGAUGGCCCCGUGUCUGAAAUCUUUUGCAAGACCUUAAAGGAAUUCAUUGGUGCAUCUGAAGCAGAGGUGGGCUCUCUCCGGGAGUUGUAUUCUGUGGCGGGCAGAAAUGCAGAUGCACUUGCACUAUAUUUUAAUGAGGAUCCUGCCAAAUGUCCAUUUGAACAAGUCACUGCAACCCUCUUAAAUUUUGUGAGGUUGUUCCGGAAAGCCCAUGAGGAGAACUUGAAGCAGGCUGAACAAGAUAAGAAGAAAGUUCAGAAGGAAGCCGAAAUGGAGAAUGCAGAAAGGAAGCAGCUUAAGAAAGAAGGUGAGAAGUAAAUGGGGAUAAUUCAUGCUUCAGGGAAUUUUUGGUGUCAUGUGGCCUCUGUCUGUUGGUUAACUGUGUUGACUAAGGACAUUGGUCUUAAGUCAAACCAGAAGCCUCCAAUAUUGAUCUAUUGGCGUUGGCUUUCUCUGAGCUCAAGAAAGAACGUCGAACAUUAGAGCUCGUGAACCUGGAAAUGGCAGAAGUGCUUUGCAGAGGGAAACUGAAAAGGACACAUUCUUGUCUGGGCUCUUGGAGUGCUAUGCAGAGAGAAGCUCAAGAAGACACGCUGUCGUCUGAGAUCUUGGAUGAUGUAAGCAACCCAUUGGUCCAGAAAUCGAUCGCCUGGAUUUUGUUAUUGACAGGUGAUCGUGUCUGCCGUCCAUCCUGGAGCGUGUGCUGCAUGAUUAAACAGAGAAAUGCAUCUAAAGAAUGCAAAUUUGGGUAUGCAUUUGUUGAACCUACACGGUGGAGUUGUUGUCGGUGCAAAUGUAGUCACUCAAGUGUCGGCGUGUUCGCCUUGAUGGAGAUUAUGCCAUGCAAACUGUAAAUUGGAAGUGUAACAUGAGUGGUUUGUACAAAGCUCUACUAACCCACCCCUGUAUUUAGAUUUCUAGUUGAUUCUUUUCAUUGUAACAUAGAAAUGGGUUCCUUAUCAUGGGAAUCCAACAG
Solanum dulcamara is the source of this 6269-nucleotide messenger RNA. Its product is annotated as formin-like protein 20. The record is from RefSeq and is a predicted model, not a curated record. NCBI's taxonomy places the organism in Eukaryota, Viridiplantae, Streptophyta, Magnoliopsida, Solanales, Solanaceae. The transcript is spliced from 17 exons. The coding region runs from base 518 to 5611 and encodes 1697 amino acids.